AUGGUCUCGCUCAUCGAACAUACAGUCCGGAUCAACAACCAGCUAUAUGAGUUCCAGAAGGAACGACGAACUUACGACAGCCCAAAGAAGAGUUAUAAGUAUCGAGGUAACGAAGGUCGAAAGAAAGAGAAUUAUUCUCGAGACAACCGAUGGCCAGACCCUAUGAAACUCGAUGCCACCUUCAAGCAAGGCAACCGCCUACACAACCCUGAUAAGGAGCAACAGCUUAAGGAACGGCUCUGCUUCAACUGCAACAAGCCUGGACAAUUGGCGCGAAAUUGCAAACAACCAAAGAAAGGGAACGGCGGACGAAAGUAUGGCAAACAGCUCAAUGCCACUUGGCAAGGUCAGGGCGGGUAUGAUGCCUCGCGAGGACAGCUAUGUGCCACGUUAAAAGGAAAAGAGAACUGGAGUGUUACCACUCAGGAUCUCAAGGAAUUCUACUCGUCAAAUGGAGAAGACAAGAAUGAUGACAAGGAGCUCACUACCUAUCAAAAAGACCCGUUACAAGCAUUUGAGAAGACGGCAAGUAAGAAUCUCUUCAAGGAACAACUGCCAGGAACAGUGAGAACCUUCAAGGACGCCAUGCUUCAGGAGACAGUCGAUCAAGGAAUUCCUGUGCCCAAGACACCAACGAGCUGGCAAGACACUACACAAGUCUGGGAGGUUGCAGUUCCCACAAUGAGGUGCCAACCAAAAUACCCUCACCAGCAGGAGCUACGUGGAGCAAAAUACACAGAAAUGGAAGCCACGAUUUGGCUAGAGUACAAACUCUGCAAAUACAAUGUCCGGGACGCUAUCGCGGAUUGGGGAAUCUUCAACAUAUACCACCCUAAAAAAGAGGUCUAUGAAACUCGACAAAACAACCUGUUACAAGUAUUACAACAACUAGAACAGGAGGGAGAGUACGAAGCAUCACAGCUUGCAGAAAUCUGGACUGCAAAUGAGUAA
Molecule: messenger RNA, 951 nt
Organism: Pseudogymnoascus destructans
Lineage: Eukaryota; Fungi; Ascomycota; Leotiomycetes; Thelebolales; Thelebolaceae
Exons: 1
Coding region: 1-951 (316 amino acids)
Molecular function (GO): nucleic acid binding; zinc ion binding
Source: RefSeq, a predicted model, not a curated record